AUGGCUACACCGGCGUAUGGCGCCCAGGCUAGUUCUAAGGCUGAGCCUAAUAAUGCAGCCCUGUUUGACGCCCGACGGCGGCAGACGGUGCCUGGGACUCAGAUCCUCGACAACAUAGUGUCAGGGUCAAAUUUCGAUCGAGAUGAGGUGGACAGACUACGAAAGAGAUUCAUGAAGUUGGACAAGGACAACAGCGGUACUAUCGAGAGAGAAGAAUUCCUGUCACUGCCACAGGUGUCGUCAAACCCGCUGGCGACGAGGAUGAUCGCAAUAUUCGAUGAAGAUGGAGGUGGCGACGUCGACUUUCAAGAAUUCGUCCUCGGUCUUUCUGCAUUCUCCUCUAAAGGCAACAAAGAAGAGAAGCUGAAGUUUGCCUUCAAAGUCUAUGACAUAGAUCGUGAUGGAUAUAUCUCGAAUGGAGAGCUCUUCAUCGUGCUCAAGAUGAUGGUGGGAAGCAACCUGAAAGAUCAGCAGUUACAACAGAUUGUGGACAAGACGAUCAUGGAGGCCGACAAGGACGGCGAUGGCAAGAUCAGCUUUGAGGAGUUUACGCAAAUGGUGGAGAACACGGAUGUGAGCAUGAGUAUGACACUGGAUCAGUUUUAG
This is a messenger RNA of Exophiala viscosa, 606 nucleotides long. Its product is annotated as calcineurin subunit B. Bases 1 to 606 code for a protein of 201 amino acids. The transcript has 5 exons. Gene Ontology annotation, cellular component: calcineurin complex. Lineage: Eukaryota; Fungi; Ascomycota; Eurotiomycetes; Chaetothyriales; Herpotrichiellaceae. The record is from RefSeq and is a predicted model, not a curated record. Gene Ontology annotation, molecular function: phosphatase binding; calcium-dependent protein serine/threonine phosphatase regulator activity; calcium ion binding. Gene Ontology annotation, biological process: calcineurin-mediated signaling; protein dephosphorylation.